AUGUCCAGGAUCCUCGAGCUGAGAAAGACGCUCGAGGCCAAGGAACAGCCAGCAAACUGGGGAACAAAGUCGGCGUCGGUGACCGCGACCCUGAUGUCGUGGAACUCCUUCUUCGGCACCAUCAUCCUCACAGAGGACGCACCGGCUGGAGUAGGCGACCAGUUGCUGAUAACAAUUGCGGAAGCAAUCAGUGAUAUGAAGUACGUGAGAGGAAGACUCAGCGCUAUAGUCAGCGCCAUGAACAAAAGCAGCUGGAAAAUCAAAGUCAACUGCCAGGACACAUUCCUCACAGACCCCGAGGAGAAAGAAGGCAAAGACGAAGCAGGCAACACCAUCAAAUACCGCGUCUUCAAAGACAGCCGAACCACAGACUCAGCAGGCACGGUCAAAGUCAGCACCGCAUCCAGCAUGUGCCAGGACUCGACAAAGGUCAGCGCAUGGACCUUCUACAACGACGUAACGGCCAUGCAGGAGAUGACGCUCUGUCCGUCGGCGCUCUCGCGCUGGGGCGAGACAACGCUCACGUCCACCGCGAACUCGCAGAGCGCCCUGAAGGCCAAGAAGCUGAACGCGCUGAAGCGCAAGGCCGGGGCGGAAAUCAUCCUGCAUGAACUCACCCACUCGAAGGCGAUACACGGGCAGGACAAGAAGACCCGUGACGAGACGUUUCCCGUGACAGACGAAGACGGGAAUGAGAAGGAGGUGCAGGCGUACGGGUUCGACAAUGUCAGGGGGCUGGCAUUCUUUGACCCUGCGGCUGCCAUAACGAACGCUGAUUCAUAUGGCCUGUUUGCUCUAGAUGAAGCUAUGUACUACGACGCGUGCGUGUGGGAUGAGGGCGUCUGUACGGGCGUGGACAAGUCCGGCACAUUCACGGGGGCCCAUUUCGAUUAUUAG
This is a messenger RNA of Aspergillus mulundensis, 897 nucleotides long. RefSeq lists its product as uncharacterized. The record is from RefSeq and is a predicted model, not a curated record. The transcript has 6 exons. The coding region runs from base 1 to 897 and encodes 298 amino acids. NCBI's taxonomy places the organism in Eukaryota, Fungi, Ascomycota, Eurotiomycetes, Eurotiales, Aspergillaceae. Gene Ontology annotation, molecular function: metallopeptidase activity.